UAGAAAAUAAAAAAUAAAGCUUGCAAAGCCCUGGAUCUGUCGGUGUCGGUUUGAAAAUACGUUGAACUUCACUGUACGGAGUAGGUGGUACAUUCGGGAAGGAUAAAUUGACCAUUUCCUACGACAGCGGUGUACAAACAGCAUCCGUACGUCGUCGGGAGAGUGCACGGAUUUUCAGCGUGCAGUGUGUUUGAUAUACGCACGAAAAUCGAAGCUAGUGUGUGUUGUGUUGUGGGGGUCAAAAUUUCCGCGCAUGGUCUAUUGAAACGUCUCCGGUUGGAAAGAAUCACUGCUGCGCUGGGAAAGAGGGCACACUUCUAGAACAUCGCUGGAUCGGUGCGAAUUGUUGUGUGCUGUUUAAAGUGUUUUUAGUUUAAAGCUUGAAGUGCAUUAAAAGGACAGGUGUUGUGGAAAAAUGUUGCUCAAACAAAUCGGUACCGUGCUGGCGCGCACCGAAUGCCACCGGCGUCAUCGUUCAUUGGUCCAGUUGAGCCGCCACUUCGCCACAGUUCCGUUGGCCGAACCGGCCGCACCAUCGUUGAAAACCGAAGUACCCGGACCAAAGUCAAGAGCACUGUUGCAACAACUUAAUCAACUGCAGAACGCUAACUCGGUCCAAAUGUUUGUGGACUAUGACAAAUCAAUCGGAAACUAUCUGCAGGACGUGGAUGGCAAUGUACUGCUUGAUAUAUACACCCAAAUUUCGUCGGUACCGCUCGGGUACAAUCACAAGGAGCUGCUGAAUGUGUUCCGGAAUGAUCAUAAUCUUUCAACUCUCAUCAACCGGCCUGCUUUGGGUGUGUUCCCUGGUGAAGAUUGGCCUAAUCGGUUGCAAAACGUGUUGAUGUCCGUGGCUCCAGUUGGGCUUGAUCACGUCACGACCAUGAUGUGCGGUUCGUGCUCGAACGAGAAUGCAUUUAAGAAUAUUUUCAUCUGGUACCAGCGGAAGCAACGCGGUGAGGCCACUCCAUUCUCCGAGGCGGAGAUACAAUCGUGCAUGAUUAAUCAAGUGCCCGGGGCGCCAAAGCUCAGCAUUUUAAGCUUCCAUGGUGCAUUUCAUGGUCGCACACUCGGAUGUCUAUCGACGACCCAUUCGAAGUACAUCCACAAGAUCGACGUACCAUCGUUCGAUUGGCCGAUCGCACCGUUCCCUCAGUAUCGUUACCCACUGGAAGAGAAUGUACGCGAAAACGCUCAGGAAGAUGCCCGGUGUCUGGCCGAGGUAGAGCAACUGAUUGAACAGUACGGCAAGCGGGGCAUCCCGGUGGCGGGAAUAAUCGUGGAACCGAUCCAGAGCGAGGGAGGAGACAACGAAGCGUCCCCCGAGUUUUUCCAACAGUUGCAAAAAAUUGCCAAAGCACGUGGUAGCGCGCUGCUGAUUGACGAGGUACAGACAGGCGGUGGUCCGACCGGUAAGAUCUGGUGCCACGAGCACUUCAAUCUGCCGAGCCCACCGGAUGUGGUGACGUUCAGCAAGAAGAUGCAGCUGGGUGGAUAUUACCAUGGCGCUCACAUGAAACCAUCGCAACCGUACCGUGUGUUUAACACGUGGAUGGGCGAUCCGGGCAAGUUGUUGCUGCUUGAGUCAAUUUUGCGCGUAAUCAAGCAGGAAUCACUGUUGGAGAAUGUGCGUCGAACGGGAGACAAGCUGAAGGAUGGUUUGAUGCAAGCGCAGAAGGAUUUCCCGCAUCUGUUGAGUGCGACCCGCGGCCGUGGAACGUUCCUGGCGAUUAAUUGCGCGACACCAAAGCUGCGCGAUGAUGUUGUGGCAGCGCUCAAGCAGAAAGGUGUGCUGUCUGGCGGUUGUGGUGACUUGAGCAUUCGCUUCCGUCCGGCACUCAUCUUUGGCGAAAAGCAUGUGGACAUCUUUUUGGACAAAUUCCGGCAGGUGUUGAAGGAGGUGAAGUAAGCUUCGUUCGUUCGGUUACUUCCAAUAUAACAUGCACACCUAUGCCAGCUAACUUACUGCACAAAAGUAAAACUGCAGCAGGACGAGAAUUGCACACACACAAAGAUGAAACGUUACGGACAAAAGGGAUUGAUUAUCCCGUUUAGUUUAGAGCUCGAUGCACAGCAGCUAUUUGCGCACAAAAUGAAGUAUACACGCAUAAAAAGGUUUAUAAUUUGUACGAUGCCCGUACGCAGCCCUCCUGACUAUCUCGCUACGGGUAUUUAAACGUCAAGAAAAGCCAGAAAUGGCAGGCCAAUACCUGUUGAGGUUGUAAGGCCACAAAAAGAGAGAAAUAAUUUGUACGAUGCCAACCGUUAGUCACCAUUGCGGUUAGGCGAUGUUGGUCCACACACGUUGCCUAGUGGAGGAAUAUGUUGCGCAUCGUACAACGCAGCUGUGUUUCGAUUGUUAGUGCUUUUAGCUGCCACGAGAUUCGUAAAAGCUAUGUAUUAGAAAAAUCUGACAUUAUUACAGAUAGAGAAACAUACAAUACAUAACAAAAACAUACACACCAACCACGUUUGAUGAUAGCGUGAAUGAGAGAACAUUUGUCUUCCAAUGAGCUAAAAGUGAUUCCAAAAUAAUCGGUGUCAAACGGUACAACCGGUGUGUCUUUUAGGCAAGGCGUGUUGGUCCGUUACAAAAUAAAAUAGAUAAAUGUUGUCGCAUACAGUGA
Anopheles funestus (African malaria mosquito) is the source of this 2627-nucleotide messenger RNA. RefSeq names its product 4-aminobutyrate aminotransferase, mitochondrial (gene Gabat). The transcript has 5 exons. The coding region runs from base 416 to 1909 and encodes 497 amino acids. Gene Ontology annotation, cellular component: mitochondrion. The record is from RefSeq and is a predicted model, not a curated record. Gene Ontology annotation, biological process: GABA catabolic process. Gene Ontology annotation, molecular function: pyridoxal phosphate binding. Lineage: Eukaryota; Metazoa; Arthropoda; Insecta; Diptera; Culicidae.